Messenger RNA from Closterium sp. Yama58-4, 1611 nucleotides. Lineage: Eukaryota; Viridiplantae; Streptophyta; Zygnematophyceae; Desmidiales; Closteriaceae. The record is from the annotation of a GenBank genome assembly.
AUGGAUUUCGACGAGUUCCACCUCGUGCCCGUCGAGCACGUCAGCCAAGCCCAGCGAUGGCUGGUAGUCGCGUCGUGCAAUGUCGUCACCUCCUCGCUCGUCUUCUUCCUCAUUCGCCACCUGCCCAAGGGCUUCCCUCGCCUCCUCGCCCUCUCCCCCAUAAUUCUCCUCAACAUCGCCGUCCCUUGCGUUUUUUCCGCCGCGAAACGCGGCGAGUGCAUCGAAAAGGGCCUCGUGUUCUGGACGGUCUCGUGGCUUGGCAACUUCCGCCUGCUCGCUCUCGCGUGGAACCGCGGCUCGCUGACGGACCCGGGUUACUCCUCCAGCUUUCUUCAAUUCCUCGUCGCACUGUACAUGCCCAUGCGAAAUCGCGUUCGCGAAACGGCGAAAACCGCCGCCUUUUCGCCUGAAACCCCCAACACAAAGCAACCCCGCCGCCACAAGCAGCCUGCAUCCGAAUCCUCGCCGCAGCUGCUUCUUCGGGGCGCAUUUAAAGCCUUCCUCCUAUCCCUCACCAUCCGCGCGUACGCUCUCAACCUCCCCGCGCCGGCCGUGACGUUGCUACACAGCGCGAACCUCUUCCUCUUCGUCACGCUCCUCUGCGAACUCGUCGCAGGGGUCGUCGCCGCCGUCGCCCCGCGCUUCGCCGUGGAGCCUCACUUCCGUCGCCCGUACCUGGCGACGUCGCUGGGGUCGUUCUGGGCGCGACGGUGGAACCUCGUUGUGAGCGUCAGCCUGCGAGAGACCGUCUACGAACCCCUCCUGGACUGGCUUGAAGGGCCGUGCUCAACAGAAGGAGGGAGGGCAACUGAGAAGAGUGCACGAGAUCCGGAGUGUAAUUCGACGUUUGGAGCUGGGAAAUCAGCAGUGAAUGGGGAGCAUGAUGCCAUGAAUGGUCGCGGCUGCAGGGCUCCUGAUGGGUUUGAAGCGGUUGAGAAGAUGAAUGGGUGCAGUGAGAAGGUGAAUGGUAACUGUGAGAAGAUGAACGGCUGCAGUGAGAAAGUGAAUGGUAACUGUGAGAGGAUGAACGGCUGUAGGAAGAACGUGAAUGGUUCCAAUAAGCAUAUCAACGGCUGCUAUCAGAGGAGCAGCCGGAGAGAGGAAACGGCAUGUGUGAAUGGGACUGGAGAGUCACCAAAUGGGCUUACUGACAACUGUGAUGACUAUCAAGGAGCAAACAAGGCGGCGAAGCAAAACGGAUGUUCUUCACCUGCUGCCGCAGCUGACACCUCUCCGAACAGCCGCCAUGUGAGCUUUGCCCGAGCAGCAGCGACAAUAGCCUCAUUUGCUGUAUCCGGAAUCAUGCACGAGCUGGUAAUUCUGUACCUUGGAGGAGCCAUGACAGGCGAGCAGAUGGUGUUUUUCACCCUACAUGGAGUGCUGACCGUGGCAGAGGCAUGGGUGAGGAAGGAGUGGGGGAAGAGACAGCUGGUGCCGAUACCCAAGGUGGUGGCAGGAGUGCUGGCUCUUGGGUUGUUGCUGUCCACAGGGCAUGUGCUCUUCUUUGAGCCGUACCAGAGAUUAGGCGUCAUAGGGUGUGUUGUGGAAGGGCUUCAUGCCCACUUCUCGCAACUCAGAAAGCUGUUUUCAUUUGAAGACUGCAAAGCAUAA